AUGUUUUUUGACGAUUACGAAAUCGAUGAAGUAUUAAAAGAAACAAUUAAAGAAAAAGACAAAGAUGAGUAUUAUUCUUCAGCUGAUGAGUCAGAACAAGAAGAAGUUGUGAAAGAUAAAGAGGAGAAAGUGAAAGAACAAACGUUGUCGUCGUCAUCAUCAAAGAAAAUCGUUUGGCAAGAUUCAGAUGAUGAAAACAUUACUGUUUCUUUGAAAAAUCAAAGUAAAAUUCGUAAAUUACGUGAAACUGAAGAAGAGGAUUUGAUAUCAGUGAAAAAUGCAAAUCAACAAGAUUAUUCAAAAGGGGUAAUUGAAAUAGCAAGUUUUCAUCCUACUGCACAAGUAUUGAUGACGGCAGGUUUAGACAAGACAAUUAGAUUGUUUCAGAUUGAUGGUAAAAUAAAUCCCAAAAUUCAAUCAACAAUGUUUAAAGAUUUACCAAUAUUUAAUGCAGCCUUUAAUCCAAGUGGUGAAGAUAUUGUAGUAACAGGUAGAAAAAAACACUAUUAUAUUUAUAAUAUUGAAAGUGAUGUGAUUGAAAGACCUAGAGAUAUUCAUGGAUUUAAAGAUAAAUCACUCGAGAAUUUUUCAAUAUCACCAUGUGGAAAAUAUAUUGCAUUUGCCGGAAAGAAUGGAUACAUAGCAUUGAUAAGUUAUAAGACAAAACAAUGGAUUACCAGUUUGAAAGUGAAUGGUUUAGUAAAGUCAAUUGAUUGGUCUAGUAAUGGUCAAUAUUUAUUUUCUCUUAGCAGUGAUGCUGAAAUUUAUCAAUGGGAUGUUGGUAUGAGAAAAUGUAUUUAUCGUUUUUUGGAUUAUGGAGGUUUUAAACCUACAAGAAUAUCCAUAUCAAAAAAUGAUUGUUAUUAUUCUAUUGGAUCAAGUACUGGUGUUGUAAACAUUUAUGACAAAUCAUGUUUAACCAUUAAAGAACCAAAACCUUUGAAAUCUUUUAUGAAUUUGACAACUUGUAUUCACGAUAUGAAAUUUAAUCAUGAUACACAAAUAUUAGGGAUUUCUAGUCAUUCAAAGAAAGAUCAAUUAAAAAUGAUUAUACCUCAUACAAUUACUAUUCUAGAUACAACGUUUUUGGAUGAUGUUUUAUCUGUUGAAACAGAUUUUACUAGGAAAUUAAAUCUACUUAAAGAUAGCCUUAAGAAAAAGAAUAAUAGCAAUAAACCUGAAUCUACUAAAUAA
Molecule: messenger RNA, 1194 nt
Organism: Entrophospora candida
Lineage: Eukaryota; Fungi; Glomeromycota; Glomeromycetes; Entrophosporales; Entrophosporaceae
Source: the annotation of a GenBank genome assembly